CGUCGGAGCGCAUGCUCCGUCCUUGGGCUCUUCCCCGGCAGGUUUGGAACCGCGUUGCUGAAGCUGGCUGGCGCGCGCAUGCGCGUCUCCGGGACCUGGUUCUUUCCCCACUGGACAAGGAGAGGCUGGUCUUGGAAUCGAAGCCUGCCGAGCCGGAAGGCGCUGUGCUUUUUCACCUCCGUCUGCUCUGGCGGAAACGCAAGCGGUGGAAGAGAGGUUCCGGGCUUGGCCUCGGCUGGCGGCUGCAGCAUGGACACCCGGGCCGAGGAGGCGGGAGUGACUCGCCGCCCGAUGCUGGCCUCUUCCUGGGAUGCUGCCUGCGGAGCCCUGGCCCGGAGUCUCCAUCUCACCCGGGCUGGUGUCGGCGCCCCGGACUUGGACUGGGAGCAGCUGCUGGCGCCGCCUGACCCGGGCCAAGAUCUGGUGAUUUUGAAAAGAAGCCUCAACAGUGACCAAGAUGAAAACCCCUGCUUCCUUUACCUGAGAUGUGACCCUAACGGAGGUGAAGAAAUCGUUUCUAUUGGCGUUUUAAGUUCCGCAAGAAAUAUGGAAGUAUACUUAGGAGAGGAGUACUGUGGAACCAGUAGGGGCAAGAAUGUUUGUAGUGAUCUGGAUAACAGUGAGCACGAAAUUAUUUUCUACAAAAAAUAUUUAAAAUUGGAGUCUUCCAGCCAUGCUUGUAAAAUAAAGUUGCUCUCCUUUGGUGAAAAGCAGUGCGUGUUCGUCAGUAAAGUUGUGGUACACAUGAGGCGGGUUUCAGCCAGUUCCGCAACAAGCUCUCCUGCUCUAGGAUCAAGGAUAGACCUCCGGAGGGUCCAGACUAUCAUGGCGUCCAUGGGGUCAAAGCUGUCACCUGGAGCUCAGCAACUGAUGGAUGUGGUUAGAUUUCAGCAGCAGAAUCGUAUUCCCAUUGGCGAGCAGCUUCAGUCGGUUUUGGGAAAUCCUGGCUACAGACGUGGGAUUGACCUGCAGUCAUCAUCUACUUCGGGGGCCUUAGACAAGUCCCCGUCCACGCCUUUUCCUUUCAGAACCGGCUUGACCUCUGGAAACGUGACUGAAGACUUGAAAGCUUGCACCGAUCAAAGUCUGCAGCCACCCGGUGGCGGAAAGGCUACGAGCCUCCAAGAGUAUAAAACUGUGUCACCGAGCCAUGUUCUUCUUGAGAAUGACCUCAAAAAUGCAGUUUCUUCUCUCCUACCAAAGAAAGCAAGUGACAACUCGAACAUACCUAACUCUGACUUGCUGCCUUUUCUCCAGAGUUUAUGUAGUCAAGUUAGCCAUCUCCGCGUGGGACGUAACACCAAGUGGCAGGAAACCGUCCCUAAGGCUGGUGAAGACAUUGCUGGUGUUGCCACGGAAGAGCAGCCUGUGUGCUCCUACUUGGAAAAGGUCCUUACUAAAAAUAUGGAACUGAUGGAAAAGAAGCUUGUGGACUACAUUGAUCAGCGGAUACAUAAACUGCAGAAGCACAUAGAUACAAAGAUGGCUUUGUUAAUGGACGUGCUGCAGAGUCCCUGCCCCCCACCCGCCGGGAUGGCCCUCCGACAGUGGGACUCUGGGGAAAGACUUUCAAACGGAGAAAGAUAAGCGCUCGACACGGACCGUGCGCUACAGAUAUUUAUUACGUAUUUAUUAGAAAGCCAAACCCCACAAGUUCGAGGCAAGUAUUUAAUGGCAUUUGAGGAUCACCAUCUUAAGCACGGUGACCUCAGUGUUCAUUUUAGCUCCACGUGUUACUGUGAAUCCAGUACUGUGCGCUGAGAUUUAACAACACGAUAGGAUUAUAAAUUAUUAGCAGUAUUUUUGUUUACUUUUAUUUACUUUUUUAAGUGUUUAAGCUUUUUAAGGAUUUCUAUUGCAAUUCAUGAGUCUGUAUUGUAUAUGUGUUGGAUUUAAGUGCUGUUUUAAUUUAUACCAAAACCUUAUGUUUUAAGGGUGUGAAAAAAAUACAGUAUUUGAUAUAUUUUUCUUUUUCUAAAACUGAGUACUUAAGAAUAACAACCUUUAGUUUCAAUCACAUAAUUACAUUUUAUAUUGUUUAUUUCAGAUAAAAAAUUAGAUGUGAUGUUUCUGCAACAUUAAUUUACAUGGGGCCAUUAAUUUUGCAUUCUGUCAUGUUGGAGGUCUAUGUGGAUAGGAGAGAAAAAUCAGAACUGGCCUUUGUUAAGAUUAUUACUUUAGGUUAGCGUUUGGUGGAAAACGAGUUUGAUCUCACUAAACCCAGAAAGCAUAAGGAACUCUUCUUUUCUGAGCUGAUAGUGGUUCUUCUUUCCAGAGCCCUUCUCUGAUAUGUUUCCAGCGUGAAGCACUGAGGCUCUCACAGAAGGAUUAAGGCCUAUGAAUCAAGGAGCUCGCGGUUCUCUCUGGCAGACGUAAUUUUCAGAAAUGACAAUGAUUUCAUAUGUCUUGAGGGGUGGUAUAUUUGCAUCUAAAAAAUAAAUGCAUCUACUCUGGAAACUGUCUCGAGUAAACAGAAAUAGUUUCAUUUCAUCUAAUAUUCGUUCUACGUGAAAAAGAUGUUUUAUACUCAUUUAACGUUUUGGUGAAUUUAGUUGUUUAAAUAGUGAGAACCAAUACAAUGUUCAUGUACGACUCACUCUGACCUCAGUGACAGGAGGUCUAUGUACCACUUCUAUCAGGCUUUUCCUAAUUUAAUCACCACAUAUGUAGCCAUUAAACAGCAUUUCUUGAAGAAAAAUUUCUUUCAAUGUUUAUUAAUUUUUGAGAGACAGAGAGAGCAGAGGAGAAGCAGAGACAGAGGGAGACACAGAAUCUGAAGCAGGCUCCAGGCUCUGAGCUGUCAGCAGAGCCCGAUGCGGGGCUCGAACUCAUGAACCGAGAGAUCAUGACCUGAGCUGAAGUCAGAGGCUUAACCAACUAAGCCACCCAGUUGCCCCAAACAGCAUUUCUUCCUGCACUCGGGAGAAGGGUGUGUCACUUAAAGCCAAACCCUUUCGUUAACGAUUAGGCAGCUUCUGAUAGUUUCGGUCUGUUCUUUGGCUGGGAAAUCUCAAUAGAGUUACAACUAGAACACCAAGUAUGUCUUAUAAAAUGAUUCCAAUAAUACAAUAUUCAUGAUUAUGGUACUAGAAGUAAUUUAGAAGAGCUUUAAUUCCUGAUUUUCCAUUUCUUAGUUUUUCCAUGUUAAUGAAGGCCUAA
Molecule: messenger RNA, 3159 nt
Organism: Panthera uncia (snow leopard)
Lineage: Eukaryota; Metazoa; Chordata; Mammalia; Carnivora; Felidae
Gene: CD2H10orf88
Product: chromosome D2 C10orf88 homolog
Exons: 6
Coding region: 79-1587 (502 amino acids)
Source: RefSeq, a predicted model, not a curated record